AGUAACCCAAACAAUGAAUCAACUCUCAGGGUCAGCGUCACUCAAACUGCUGCAUGCACGACCUUCAUCUGACCUUGGCUAGAGGACAGUUUUACGUAAACUUGGAUUUAUUGGAGGUGUGACCUCGGUUUUUAGGUAUAAAUACUUUGAAAGAGUUGCUUCGUUUGCCUCAGAUUAGCAUCCAGCAGCAAGAUGUCCCCAACAAUGAUCCUGGUGCUGACAGCGAUGGUGACUUGUGGCUUUGGACAUCCACUUCAACCGGCCCAUAAAUCUGUUGAAAGCAGUAACUAUCUCAACAAAUCCUGGGGGAAUCUGUUUUCAAGCACUUCAAACUACACAAAUGUUUCGCAUAAUAUGAACAUGUCACAAACCAUCAAGAACAAAAUGGAUGGCUUUCAAGUGGGAGGAGACUCCCCAUCACAGACGGCAGAGAACAACACAGACGCUGUUUCCUCAUCAAUCCCCAGAAGCCUUCCACCUAUGCUGAAUGGUUGCCCCCUCCCCACCUGUCUGACUGACAACCUUGUCUCCUCUCUUCAAACUGGAGAUGAGAUUGCUGGCAAAUCCACAACUGAUCCCUUAGGAAACGGAAAGAAAUAACACCUCUGGAUUAGCUCCUCAGUGUUGACAAACAAUGUUCUUAAAGGUGCACUGUGUAACUUUUCUAGUUGAGGGUCAACUACCUGCUUGCCUCCAUAGAGAUUUUUUUUUUGUUUUUUUGGUCUGAAUAUGGCAUUAAACUUGCCUAGAUAAACAGGUGACACCCCAAUGCCAAAUUACAGAUAAGUUCUUUGGAAAAGCAACCCUGCUCAAAGUAAUAGCCAUACAAAAACAUAUGAAAUUGUAUAAAUGCAUGUUAGAUAUGUUUAAUGGCAUAUAAUCUGGAACAUUUCAAACAAAGCAAUAUCUCCACAGAGAUAAACCCCACUGGAAAAGUUACAUAUGGCACAUUUAACUCAGAGCUGUUUGUUCCAUUGUUUUCAUCAACAGGGUGUUAUUAUGGAUUUUGCAGAGAUUCCAAAUGAUCAAAAUAGCUUUGUUGUUUUGUUGUCUUUUACAGAAUCAGUUUAGCAUGAGGUAGAAAUUCUGUUACUCAUUACUCAAAUAUAACUAUUUUGAUCACACUAAAAUAAAAUAAUAGGUCUGUUUUUGACUCUCAAACUUGAGUAGGUUUCCUAGUAAACACACAGAUGUGUGUAGGCUGAUAUUGUUCAGGCAAACUAACAUACUUGGGAAGCUAUUUGUUAUGCUGCAUGAAUGUUAUUAUGACUGAUGUUAUGUUUUUA
Boleophthalmus pectinirostris (great blue-spotted mudskipper) is the source of this 1286-nucleotide messenger RNA. RefSeq lists its product as uncharacterized. The record is from RefSeq and is a predicted model, not a curated record. The transcript is spliced from 6 exons. NCBI's taxonomy places the organism in Eukaryota, Metazoa, Chordata, Actinopteri, Gobiiformes, Gobiidae. Bases 193 to 600 code for a protein of 135 amino acids.